Molecule: messenger RNA, 3456 nt
Organism: Mya arenaria
Lineage: Eukaryota; Metazoa; Mollusca; Bivalvia; Myida; Myidae
Product: sodium- and chloride-dependent creatine transporter 1-like
Exons: 14
Coding region: 135-2015 (626 amino acids)
Biological process (GO): sodium ion transmembrane transport
Cellular component (GO): membrane
Source: RefSeq, a predicted model, not a curated record
AACUGAAUUUAGUUAUUGAAAGUUGAUCCCAGUUGUCAUAUAUUAGGUUCACUUGCCUGCUGAACAUGCGGUUUUAAGGACCUGGUAAAGGAAAUUGUCAUCAUUAGUGAUAUUUAUAAACAAAACGGACAAACAUGGAGUGUGACAAGGUCAACACUUCAAGUAAAGAAAAUGGAAUUAAUGGUCUGGAUAAAUUAGUUAACAGUGCAGAUGAUGUGCAACAGCCGUUUCUAGCUACGAAGCCGUGGCUUAUCCAAAAGGACAGUGAAACCAUCGAAACCACAGACUUAAAGUCCGGCGAGACAAUCAAGCGUGAACAAUGGUCGAGAAAUCUGGAGUUUAUGCUUGCAUGUGUUGGGUUUGCCGUGGGGCUGGGGAACAUUUGGAGGUUCCCGUACCUCUGCUACAAAAACGGGGGUGGGGCUUUUCUGAUCCCAUACCUGGUGUGUAUGCUGACAUGCGGGAUACCAAUCUUCCUAAUAGAGCUUGGACUAGGCCAGUACACCAGCAUCAGCAGCCUUCAAGCAUGGGGGCGUCUAGCACCGGCUUUCAAAGGUAUCGGCGUGUCUUUGCUUCUGGUGACUUUCUACCUGAACAUCUACUACAUCAUCAUCCUCGCUUGGGCAGCUCGCUACCUUGUCGCCUCCCUAGCAUCUGUGGCUGGUGAGCUGCCUUGGGCCUCAUGUGGUAACCACUGGAAUACUAACAGUUGUUUCACAAGAUUUUCUGAAAGUGGGAAUGUCUCGUUUGGAAACGAAUCCCAUGCUCUGAACGGCACCACCGACGCUGUCAUUGAAUAUUGGGAGCGACAUGUCUUACAGUUAUCGGACGGCAUUGACUCCCCUGGAAGUGUGGUCUGGGAGCUGGCGUUGUCACUCCUGGUCGUAUGGAUGCUUGUCUACUUCUGUGUAUGGCGGGGCAUCAAAUGGAGUGGCAAGGUUGUGUAUUUUACUGCCAUAUUCCCGUACCUGAUACUGACAGUGUUGUUCAUCCGAGGUGUUACCCUUGAUGGGGCAAUAGAUGGUAUCGUGUUUUACCUUCGUCCAGACUUCUCUCGUCUUACGGACCCGCAGGUAUGGGUGGAUGGAGGGUCCCAAAUCAUCUUCUCCUAUGCCAUAGCCUUCGGUGCUAUGUUGAAUCUCGGCAGCUACAACAAAUUCAGCAACAACUUUUACAGGGACUGUGUUAUCAUUUCCACGAUAAACAGUUGCACAAGUUUGUUUGGGGGAUUCGCCGUCUUCUCUGUCCUUGGGUUCAUGGCCCGAGAGCAAAACGUCACUGUUGCUGACGUUGCGCAGUCAGGGCCUGGUCUGGUUUUCAUGACAUAUCCUAAAGCCGUCAUCCAGAUGCCCGCAGCGCCGCUUUGGGCCAUUCUCUUCUUUUUCAUGAUUCUUCUAGUUGGUAUUGACAGUCAGUUUGUGGCGGUGGAGGGUCUACUGACGCCACUGUACGACUUGUUCCCCAAGCAGAUGUACCGUCCGCGCAACCGGAUGUGGUCAUCAGCGCUCUACUGCGGCGUCUCCUUCCUGCUAGGUCUCACAAUGGUAACGCAGGGUGGAAUGUACGUGUUUCAGCUCUUUGACUACUACAGUGCCAGCGGAAUUGUCGUGCUCUGGAUCUGCUUGUUUGAGUCCAUUAUUGUCGGAUGGAUUUUUGGAGGUGACAAGUUUGUUGACGCCACAGAGUUGAUGAUUGGUCGAAGAAUUCCUAAGUGGUUUGUCGUCUGUUGGCGUUAUGGUUCUCCCAUCAUUAUUAUGGCGAUCCUUGGAUUCAUGCUCGUUGAUUUCAAACCACUGACGUAUAACAAGACGUACGUCUACCCCGACUGGGCACAAGCGCUAGGCCUACUGAUGGCUAUAACGUCCAUGUUGUGUAUUCCCAUCGUCUUUAUGUGGACGUUUUACCAUACCAAAGGGUCACUGAGAGAGAGAUGGCGUGUGGUAACAUUCCCACUUUUGAAGGCCUACCAGAUACCAACACAUUGGACAGACGUGCAGGACAGGGAGGAGCCUUAAUAACGAUGUAGAUUUUGUCUUUUUUACAACGUUAGAUUAUUUUCAUUAGUCUGUCCCAUGUUUUGAGGAGGAUUGUGUUAGAUUGUUAUUCCUGUUUUUCGUCAUGAAUGCUUGUGGUACACCUUUCGCGUAUUCCCCUUGACCAGGACUUCUCAAACGUUUUCGGAGUCAAAGCAUAUGGGCAUAGGAGCAGCGAGGGCCACGAGAUUCCCUGACGGACUGAUUGUCAAGUUAGUAGACGGAAAAAGCAUAGAAAAAUGCCCACCUCACUUUUAACUUUCGUAACUCAUUAUAUGUAACUGUAGAGACACUAGGAAUGAAUAAGCUUUCAUAAUUAUUAAAGUUUCAUAUAAGGUUUCUUUACGGAGAAACAGCAGUUGUUUGUAACAGUAUAGUCAACAAUAUCAAAGCUUUCUUUGUGGACAUGUUUUAAAGCAAAUUGUUAAAAAAAAUGCAAUUUGCAAAAACAGAUUUGUACCUUAAUAUUUUAAACAAAAUGCAAUUUGGUUACUUUAUUGUAGUAGUUGAUACCUUCUUACAUUGUAUAUAAUUACAUAUUAAAAACAUUUGUUUUGUGCAGUAUACACUGUGCAUUGUGGAGAUUACGUAUCUAUUGGUGCAUAAGAACUAAUCGCAUAGUGUCACAGCUACAUUUAUAAUUAAGUAGCAUUAUAAUUUUCUGUUAAAACGAAAACAUAUCCGUUGUUUGUAAAACUUGGCACAAAUCAAAAAAGCACAUAUUUUUAUUUUAUUUUUGUUAUUUUUUAAAAUAAAUUUACUAAAUACCAUAAACAGAGCUCAUCUUUGUUGAUGGAUUACCUAAGUUAAUGUAAUACACCGUUUUUGUUAUAAAUAGAAAAUACUAUACUGUUAUUUAGAACUAUUAUAAAUGUAUCAUUUAUUAUACAUUACACAGAGCCCUGGUAUAAAUAUCAAUGUUUACUGUUAUAACGUGAAAUGAUCGUAUCACUCUAAAGUAUUUUAGUUUCAGUAAAACUUGCAUGAGUUCUUUACUGUUUCAUUUUCGAUAGUAAAGACAAUAUGCAUUACAUCUUUUUGUGAUCAUUAUACACGUACAUAAGUUCUUAAAAACAAAGAACAAAUAUACGCAUCUUACUCUAUUUUUUGACAUGGCUUAUACUUGAUACAUGUAUUGACAAGAUACAGAAACAAAACGAUACAUAUAAGUAUUGUAUAUAUGCUAUCCAUGAAAAGUUGUUAGCUCAGCUGUUGUGUGGCAUUUUAGUUAAUCGCUUCGCAAAUGACGUUUUAUACGUGUCUCUACAUUUUUUUCCUUUUAUUGUUCUUGAUAUUUGAAACAUGAAAAGUAAUACUUAGAUAUCAACCAAUAGCUCAAGGAUGUGCGUUUGUAUAGUUUUUUUAGAAGCAUUUGUAAAUUAUGCAAUUUGAUCGAACUCUUUCUGAUAUUUGUUUCCAGGAA